Messenger RNA from Ornithorhynchus anatinus (platypus), 2866 nucleotides. RefSeq names its product asparaginase (gene ASPG). Gene Ontology annotation, molecular function: asparaginase activity; protein binding. The transcript has 16 exons. The record is from RefSeq and is a predicted model, not a curated record. Gene Ontology annotation, biological process: amino acid metabolic process. Bases 18 to 1715 code for a protein of 565 amino acids. Lineage: Eukaryota; Metazoa; Chordata; Mammalia; Monotremata; Ornithorhynchidae.
CAGUGGGGGCGAAGGCCAUGGAGGAGCCCGGGGGCCCGGGUCCGGAGCCGGUGCGGCGUCUGCUGGCCAUCUACACGGGGGGCACCAUCGGCAUGCGGAGCCAGAGGGGCGUGCUCAUCCCCGGACAGAAUUUGGUUGCAGCUCUGAGGAAGCUUCCGAUGUUCCACGAUGAAGAAUUCAGCCGGGGCCACGACCUCCCAGCAGACACGCUGGCUCUGCCCCUCACCAGCCAAAACAAGAGGAUCGUAUACACCGUCUUGGAGUGCCGGCCUCUCUUCGACUCAAGCGAUAUGACCAUCGAAGAGUGGACGAAGAUUGCCAAGGACAUCGAGGCCAACUACGACACCUAUCAUGGCUUCGUCGUCAUUCACGGUACCGACACCAUGGCCUUUGCCACAUCCAUGCUCUCCUUCAUGCUGGGGAAUCUCCAGAAAACCGUCAUCCUAACCGGAGCCCAGGUCCCCAUCCACGCGCUGUGGAACGACGGGAGGGAAAAUCUGCUGGGGAGCCUGCUCAUGGCCGGGCAGUUCGUCAUCCCGGAGGUGUGCCUGUUUUUCCAGAAUCAGCUGUUCAGGGGAAACAGGGUGACGAAGGUGGACUCCAGGAAAUUUGCAGCUUUCUGCUCCCCGAACCUGCCUCCACUGGCUCUGAUCGGAGCGGAUAUCACAAUUAACUACGAGCUGAUGAUGAGACCAAACCUGAAGAAGCAGCUCCUGGUCCACACCAACAUGGAGAGGAAUGUCGGGGUGCUGAGGCUGUACCCCGGAAUCACCGCCGCCAUGGUGAAAGGCUUCCUUCAGCCCCCGAUGCAGGGCAUGGUGAUGGAGACGUUCGGCACGGGGAACGGGCCGACCGCCGGGGACCUGCUGCGGGAGCUGAAGGACGCCACGGAGCGCGGCAUGAUCAUCAUCAACUGUACCCACUGCCUCCAGGGACACGUCACCUCGGACUACGCUGCUGGCCUGGCGAUUGCUGGCACCGGCAUCAUCUCUGGGUCAGACAUGACCUCUGAGGCUGCCCUGGCGAAGCUCUCCUACGUCCUGGGCCGCGCUGACCUCAACCUGGAGGGCAAGAAGGAGCUACUGAGGAAGAACCUGAGAGGGGAGAUGACGCCGUUGCCCGAGGACUACAGGAUCUCCCUGCGGGACAGCAAGUUCGUGCAGGUGGUGGCCAAGUACCUCGGCCUCAGCAACAGUCAGGAACUCGAUGCUGUCCGAGAUGCCCUCACGCCCUCUCUGGCCUGUGCCGCGGCCAGGACAGGUGACCUUGAGGCUCUGGACGCCAUCCUGGACAUGGGGGGAGACCUGAGCCAGGGGGACUUUGAUGGACGUACUCCCCUGCACGUGGCUGCCCGUGAAGGGCACCUGGAAACUGUGCAGAGGCUGCUCCGUCACGGGGCCCGAGUCGGAGCCGCGGACCGGGACGGGGCCAGUCCCCUGCUGGCAGCGGUCAAGGGCAGGCACCUGGACGUGAUCGAUGCGCUGCGAGCUGCUGGGGCCGAGCUUUCACCGCAGGAGCUGCAAGGAGUUGGCACAGAACUCUGCAGGCUGGCUGCGAAUGGAGACGUAGACGGGCUGAUGGUGUGGCGGCAAGCCGGGGCGGAUUGGGCUGAGGUGGGCUACACCGGCCAGAGCCCCUUGCAAGUGGCAGAGGCGGCCGGGAAGCAGGAGGUGGUCAACGUUUUAAGGACUCUGGGUGACAGAGGACAGCCAUGAAGGUGGCCAGUCUUGUGGAGGGGAAGUCAUGCCUGAGGAGGAGUCUGGGUCAGGAACCUCCUGGGAGAAGCCAAACGAUGGGUGAAUGUCCUGGGAUGUCACUGUGCCUCGCACAACACGGGGAUUGAUUGGGUCCUUAUCACAGGUGGUAUCCCAAGAAGGGUCACUGCUCCAGCCCCUCAAUCGGGGAAAGCUGGGACAGGAACAUUUCGGCAGGGGGCGGGGGACAGUGAGAACUCUGUGGACGUCACAUAGGGACAACCGAGAAUCAGGUAGGGAGAAGGCUAGCUAUUGUGGCUCUGGGUUGGACUGAACCUUACCCACUCAGGGUAAAAUGGCAUCCCCCCGCUUCUCCAGAGUCCCCAUCCUUGCCCUUGGGAAAGAUCCACUUCCCAAUAUCAGCCCUUGAGCAAUGCCAUCCCCACAGCAGCCCCACAGUCUGUGGGACUCUGAAUCCAUGGGUGGGGUGACUCUAGAACACUUGAAGAAACUAUGUGCCGGUUUGCCCCUCUAGACAACCCAACCCCACGGUCGGCACCAUGGACGGUCCAACUCCCCUAACUCUCCCCUCUCCAUCUCUGACCUUCCCUCCAGUUACCCAGCAUAGACCAUCCAAAACCCCUAGCUCUCCCCUCCCCAUCUCUGACUCUCCCUCCAGUGAUCCGGCAUGGAGCACUUGUACAUGGGUCAUGCAGGUCUCUCUAUCUGCUCAGCUUCCUGUGCGAACAGAUUUCCCGUGCUCGCCCUCACUGGAGGAAGAAAUGUUUAUUUGAACCAGUGGUGCUCUUGGUCCAUGGGGAGUGGGAUUUGGGGAACAGCAAUCCCAUUAGCACCUUGUACACACCAUUCGUGAUUCUCUAAAUUCCUGCCUGUACCUCUCCAGAAGACAAGUUUUUAUAAUCUGACCUAGCUCCCUUCUGCUGCAUUCCUUUUUCAUCUCACCCUCAGGAGCAUCGCCCUGCCGGUCCCCUUGCCCUUCCUCUCCCACGGGAGCUGCUGUAACCUAUGUGUCAGCUCUUCUUUGCCUUGGGUUCGCUCUGCUCUGGCAAUAAAAUGGAAAUGAAAAUUGGCCUGUAUCCAUGCUUAGAAAGCUGCUGGCUUAACAGCAGUUGGUUCAUUGUUGACUGAGUUAAACAGACCUUUUCCACCAA